This is a messenger RNA of Salvelinus sp. IW2-2015, 2103 nucleotides long. It is a transcript of the gene ca4b, whose product is annotated as carbonic anhydrase IV b. Gene Ontology annotation, biological process: one-carbon metabolic process. Lineage: Eukaryota; Metazoa; Chordata; Actinopteri; Salmoniformes; Salmonidae. Gene Ontology annotation, cellular component: plasma membrane. Gene Ontology annotation, molecular function: carbonate dehydratase activity; zinc ion binding. The record is from RefSeq and is a predicted model, not a curated record.
UGUGUCUUAUCUGUGCUUGGAGUUUUUUUUUAAGUUAACAAAAAAUAAGCUAGUAAUGUUUAAAGUCUUACUGAAACAUUCAGUGAAAGUUUUAAGGAAGUUCUUGAAAACCCCCUAAAUAACCUAUAAUUUCCAUUUUCAGAGCCUUAAUAAAACCACCCAGAGUAAAACAUUCUCAGAACCUCCAUGCAACCAAAAAUAAACGUUUCCAGAACAGGCAGUGUUCACUUCUAUUCUAUCAGUCAGGUAAUUUAUGGCUUCGUUCCCAGAACCAACAGGAAACCAAAAACGUAUGUUCCCACAACUUCCAAGGAAACAAAUGUAGUGCUGUUUAUUUAUCGUGUGAGAGUACACCACAUCUCAAAUCAUAAAAUGAUAUGCCAACUAUCUAAUCAGAGUAGUUCUGAGGAAAUAGCCUACAAGCAGUAUCUCACUAAUGUAUUCAAUAGUUUUGACUCAUAUCUGUCUAUAAAUCACUCUUGACUGGAGUAUAUGACAUUUAUUCACGAAUUCCCAUCAAUGUAUAGAUAACAAAUGAUAAGGGAACAGCCUUAUGUAAAUACAUUUUAUCAACAGGUAUGGAUACAACCUAGUGGGAGGAGUUGCCUUUUCUAUUGGAACUUUUAUGAACUAGGUGCUCUGCUUAUUGGCAUUAUUUGGAACAUAACUUAAUCCGUUUGACACAACCAAACACGAAUCACAAUGAAUUUACUUAUUUCAUUUUUCUUUGCCACCAUUGUGAAGAUUCAAGGGGCAGAUUGGUGCUACCAGUCCCAGGUUACAUGCGGUGGCAACUGCACAGGACCUGAUGGUUGGGCAACGGUUGCUGGGACAUGUGACGGAAGAGCCCAAUCUCCAAUUAACAUUGUGACGAGAAGAACCCUACCAGACGGACGCCUUACACCAUUCACAUUCACUGGGUACCAAGAGGCUUUCCAUGGUUUCAUCACAAACAAUGGUCACACUGUUCAAGUGGACCUGCCUGCCACAGCGAAGGUUCAUGGUGGAGAUCUGGCGGUGCCAUACAAGGCAGUACAGCUCCACCUGCACUGGGGCAAGGAUGGAGGCCCUGGAUCAGAACACACCAUUGAUGGAGAACGAUAUCCCAUGGAGCUGCAUAUUGUUAAUAUAAAAGAGGAAUACAACUCUUUGGCUGAAGCUCUGAAAGACCCUGCAGGGGUUGGAGUUCUUGGAUUCUUUUAUGAGGAAUCAAGAAGCUCCAACAAGAAAUAUGACGCCAUUGUAAAUGCUCUGAACACUAUCAAACAUCCCAGCUCAAACACUACCCUUAGUGAAGUGUCCCUGGACAUGCUCAUCCCCUCUCGGAGUAAUAUGACCAGCUACUUCCGCUACAAUGGCUCUCUCACCACACCUGCCUGUGUAGAAUCUGUCGUCUGGACAAUGUUCGAAAAUACUAUUCCUCUCAGCAGUCAACAGCUUGCUGCAUUUUCUCAGCUUCAGUUUGCUGAUGGAAAGCCUAUGGUGGGAACCUAUCGCCCAGUCCAGCUAUUGAAUGGUCGCCAGGUGUAUCGCUCUGGAAGUCAAGUUGUCUUAGUCAGCACUCUGCUACUCAUCACCUCUGUGAUAUCUGCCAUUGGACUCCCACUGCCCAACUAAAUACCAGGAUCUUUGGAUUUGGGUAUCAGUGAAUUAGAGUGCCUGAUAUUGUCAAAAUCUCAAGUGCUUAUAUUUCGCUUUGCUAUGCAGAUGUUCUCUUUCAAGUUUACUUUACUUGCCAAAUUAUAGUUGAUACAGUUUAUUCAAGGGGGUAAUGUGUUUAAGGACACAGCAUAAAUAAUGCACCAAAACAUUUUAUAUUUUUAUUGUUAUGUAUAAAAUAAUACUUGAGAUGGCAUUGAGCCAAGCAUUGUGAUUACCCUCUUAUUACCUUCAUAUCAUUAUUGUUAAUAUUUAAUUAACCUCAAACUUCCUAUUGUUAUUGAACGGUCAAUGUCAUUAUGUGACCUGUGCUUUCCACAGAACCAGCAACACAACUGUUGAGAAUCAGUAUCAAAGCACUGGAACUCUGAUCUAUAUUGUUUGGUAACAAACCACAUGCAUGUAUUUUUUGUAUAAAUAAAAUCAAAUUGUAUUGGUCACAUA